ACUGGGGAAAUACAUCACUGAUCACAACAUGGCGAGCUGAGCGGUGUUUACACUCAGUCUGUGGCCGAAGCGGAGCAGUAGAGAGGAUGUGGAGGCUGAACAGAGUUCGUCACAAAGCGGGUAGACAGGUCGGCAGCUCCGAGGAGGUCCGCCUGAAGAGGAGGGAGCACGAGAGAGCACUGAGACAGGCCCGCAGAGACAGACAGCUGGUGAGCAAGAGGCUCCUGCUGAAUGAGGAUGAGGAACAGCCGGAGGUCAUCAUGGACACCAUGUCAGGAGAGCAGGACGUGGUCAGCUUGCUCCACAAACUUCAGCACAGCGGGCCUGAGAGGGAGACCCACCUGAGAGCCCUGAGCAACGCUCUCCGUGGCCCUUCAGCACAGCUCAGCUUCAUCAAGCAGGAGAAUAGUAUGCACCUGCUGGUCAGUCUCCUCACUGGCUCUAAUGCUCAGUGCCGUCUCCAUGCUGUCCGCUGUCUUCAUGAGCUGUCUCACUCUCCCCACACCAAUGUGGCCCCAGCCUGUCUGCCUGCCACCCCUUACCUGCUCACCUACCUGUCUGGCCAGAGCACCAAGUUCACUGAGCUGUGUCUCUACACGUUGGGUAACUUAUUCCCGGACAGUGAUAUUGUGAAAGAGAAACUCCUGGCUCAGGGAAUCAUACCAGCUCUGGCCAGCUGCCUAGAGAACCAGAGACAUAAUCUGUCUGUGGUGGAGGCGGUGGGGUUCACCCUCUCUCAGCUUCUGCAGGCCAAAGAUGCAGCAGAGAAAAUAAUCCCGCAGGUCCUGGCCUCCAGUUUACCUUCCCAAUUGCUAUCAGUCCUGACUCCAGACCCAAACUUUGGCCUUGCACCUGCUAUUGAGUGUGCGUGGUGUCUCCACUACCUGGCAUGCAGCAGUGAGGACAACAGAGAGCUGUUGGCUCGAGGGGCCCUGCUGCAGUGCAGUUCUUUGUUAUUGUCACUAGGUGAUGCUGUCGCUGAAGGAAAGAAAGAAGAAGGAAUGGAGUUGCUGGUCUGUCCUGUGCUGCGGUGCGUGGGAAACCUCCUGUCCCUCUGCCCAGUGGACAGCCUGAGCACUCAGGUAGGCGACGUACGACUUGUGGCUGCUGUGUGUGUACUUCUUCAGGCCUACCCACACACCCAGCCAGCCUUGGCCAGGGAGAGCGCCUGGGUCCUCAACAACCUCACAGCUGCCUCCAGUGAUUUCUGCUCUGCUCUACUCUCUCUCAACUUGGUCCCUGGACUUAUCCAGCUUCUGCCUUUCUCUCAAGGCAUAAAUACAAUGGUCCUCAGAGUUCUAGCAAACAUCGCCCACAAAAAAAAAAAGUUCUGUGUCCAGCUGGCCCAGCUUGGAUUGGUUUCCACACUCUGUGCAACACUUAAGAUGGCUGACCAAGAAAUGGUGACCCUCAGUCUGGAGGUCCUCUUCCUGCUGGUCCUCAGCACACAGCAGGUGGCGGAUGAGUUUGUGAGGCUUGGUGGAGUUUCACUGUUAGAAGCCAUUCAGUACAAUAGUGAAGGAGAGAUGAGGCGAAGAGCAGCAUACCUCCUGGAGCACCACCUACUGACUCACUCAUCAGACCUCACAGUGGACAAUGUCCUGUGAUGCUGAGUUCACACACAUAUACACACACACACACAGGAUACAGUGAGUCCAUGGGGACACACCUAAUGAUACAGGACAACGUCUUUAUACUUUCACUUGUGUGUGCUGAGAGAUAGAUGCUAUUUUUAUAUUUAACAAUGAUGAUGUUUUACCAUUGGAUAUCAGUGUUGUUAAUAACUGCAACCAUGAAGUAAAGUUUUUUUAUCCCUCUAGAUUUAACCUCAAUCACAAAACUUUUCGUAAAAUUGAAUGAGAGAGUAAAUAAUUAUAUUUAUGCACAAUAAUGUGACUAUAUGUAUAACUGUAGAGGACAUGCAAAAUGAAAACUGACUGUAAAUAUCUGGAAUGAGGGAGAUGAAAACUACCUUUUUGUGAUGCUGGUGAUGAUCAUGGAUUUUAGAUAUCAGCCAGAAAGGCCAAUGCAAUUUUACGUUUAUCAAAUAUACUAAUAAACAUCUACAGGAUAAACAUGAAA
This is a messenger RNA of Pleuronectes platessa (European plaice), 2082 nucleotides long. RefSeq names its product transmembrane and coiled-coil domains 6 (gene tmco6). Gene Ontology annotation, molecular function: protein binding. The record is from RefSeq and is a predicted model, not a curated record. Bases 87 to 1607 code for a protein of 506 amino acids. Lineage: Eukaryota; Metazoa; Chordata; Actinopteri; Pleuronectiformes; Pleuronectidae. The transcript has 13 exons.